CGUGACGUUACGCACACCUCGGCCCCUGCUCCUAUGGCAGCCCUGGGGCAUGCUGGGCUUGUCGGGAUCUCGGCAGAAGCUGGCUGGAGGGAGCGGAGGUCUGCAGCUGGAUGCAGACAGCACGUUUGAAGUGAUGAGAUGACCACCAGGCUGAGCCUCUGUGGAAGGGGAUGAGUUCAGGAGGGAUUUUUCCUUUGACUUCAAUUUAAGAAAAAUCUGUGACUGAUAACAAGAGAGAAGAAAAUCCAAACUGAUUGUGCAUUUCAUGAAACUGGAAAGGGAUUCAGACAACAUUCAAUUGUAAAUCCCUGUAAGAACUUGACCUCAUGGAGUAACUGUCCUCAGGAUAGUGAAUAUAACAAAUGCUUUCCUGAAUUGGUAGAGCUUCCUCAGUCCCUUUGGAAAUCUCCUGAAAUGCAAAAGGAUCAGGACAACCUAAGGGAAAUGGCCUCCAGGUGAAGUUCAGACCUCAUUAGAAAUUUAAAAAGUUAUCCUGAAGAAAUGCAUUCUAUAGGUAAUGAAGGAGGGAAGACCUUCCCACAGAACUCUAAGCUUGCUGGACAUCAGAGAAUCCACACUGGUGAGAAACCUUAUGAAUGUAAUCUGUGUGGAAAGACUUUCACCAAGAGCUCUAGUCUUACUAAACAUAAAGGAAUCCACAAUAAAAAGGGACCUCAUGAAUUUAAAGAGUGUGGAAAGGUUUUGAAAGAGAAAGACAAUCUUGCUGAACAUCAGAGAAUCCAUACUGAAGAGAAACAUUUUGAAUAUAAACAUUGUGGAAAGGCUUUCACAGAUGUCUCUAAUCUUAUAGAACACAAGAAAAUCUACACUGGAGAGCAUGGUAAAGGAGAAAGGGGAAAAGGUGGUCGAUAGAUUGGGGAAGGGAGAUACCAUCAAGGAUUGGACUGGUGUGUGUGGCCCAAGUGCAGUUCUAGUGCUGGGGUGGAGUUUGAGGGCAAGAUUUAGGAAGGAGAGGUAGAUAAGAUCUGGAGGUUCUUCUACCCCUAGGUGUGAUUGCGUCUUCUCUUCAACCUUAAAUUGUCUUUUGCUUCUGGAUGUUAAUUCUGCAUGUUCAGGUAGCCUCUAGGACUGAGAUAGUACCUCUCCCUGCCCCCUUCCCUUUUCUUUGGGCCUCAUCUUCCCCAUAUGACCUCUUGACCAGCGUCUGCCAGUUAUGCCAGGAGCAGACCUGCCUUCUGGGCUUGCUCCCAGCCCAUACUAUAUAUCUAGGCUCUUCAUCACUUUCCAAAAGUGAGUGUCAUCCGCACCUUUACCCCUGGGUUACUUUUGCCCAACCUUUAUAUCCCAACCAUAGUAUGAGAAGGAGAUCUGAGUCAGGGGUCAUUGAAGUUCUGCCUGGUUUAAUCCUAUCUGGUAUCCCAAGCCCCUUCUGCCUCUUGGGUCUUUGUAGGAGGAUAGGGGAGGUGAAUGAGGCCAAAGAUGGAAUUAGUGAGGAUGGAACGUUUUCCUGUACUGUCCUAUUUUAUUUCUAAGCCUGUCCCUCUCUAUUCCCCUCAGACUGGGUAGAGUCUCCCCUGAGGACAGGCGGAGGGCCUUUUGAUCCCCUCUGAAACCUCAUCUUCUAUAAUUUCUUAUAGGUAUGCAAAGAGAAAGUUUCUCCACCUUGAGUAUCCUCCUCCCUGAAGAGCACCAAAGUCUAGCCCUAGGAGAGACCUUGGAACCAGAGAGAAUGAUGCCUGAGACCCAGAGACCCCCAUGUCAGGUGAGUGCAGUCCAUAUCCAGACCUGACCAGCUUCACCCAAGGUGGAAUCCAGGAGAAUUAAGGAAGCUCUAUCCUGUUAAACUUGAGGUAUCCUUUGCAGUAAUUUCAUCAGAGCAGCAAUUUUCCUCCUAAAUCCCUUCUACCAUUUCUUAGAUGUAGUAAAUAAGCAUUGAUCAAGUGACUGCUGUGUGCUAAGCACUGUGCUAACCUCGUGGGGAUGCAAAAGAAGGACAUAAAAUUGCACUAUGUUAUGGGAAGAAACCAUGUGAGCAUCUGUGUCUAGAAAAGCCAAAUGCAGUAUAGAUGGGAACCGUGUGAGAGGGAAGGACCUAACAGAUUUAUGGACCAGGAAAAGCUUGUUUUUAGAAGGUGAAAUUUGACUUGAGAUGGAAAGGAAGCCAGGAGACCCAGGGGAGGAGGGAAGACACUCCAGUAUAAGAGACAGUCAUUGGAAAGGGACAGAGUGAGGAAAUGGAGAGUCCUGGUCAUGGAUCAUCCAGGAGGCCAGUGUCCUUGAGUCAGAAAGGAAGUGGAAGGCAGGAAGGGUCAGAAACCUGGAAAGGGGGUCUGGGAUGGCUAGGUGGUAUCUGCUGUUUGCUACUAGCCCUCUCAGUAUGUAAGUCAUUCCUUUUGGGAGAAUUGUCAUUGUCCUUAUGUCAAGGGUUACCAUAGAACAAAGUAAUUAUUGCUUGUUUGGUUCUGAUCUUGACACUCAGGAAGACUGAGGCAGCAGCACAAGAGCUGGACAAGUCCAUGACAGUUUUUGUAUCCACUCAAGAAAAUGACCCACAUGUAGGGUAGGUGAAAAACAUUUGGGUCCCUCACAUCUAGAGAUCACAUGUUAUAUAUGUAAUGAUUUGUCUUGUGUUUGUUUUCAUUUAGUCAUUUCAGUUGUGUCUGACUCUCUGUGACCCCAUUUGGGGAUAUAUUGGUAAAGAUCCUGGAGUUCUUCAGGAAAUAGCUAAAUCAAAUCUUCUAAAGUACGGUCUGAGUCGGGUGGAGUAAUUUUAAAAUUCAUACUUUAGAAAGUCUCUUUGUGCUACAUCACUGUUUGUUAUCAGUGUGAACUCUAAGAUCAGCACUGUCUGCUCCCACAUACACUGUGUUGCAUGAAUUUUCCAGGUCCUUGGUAGCUGCUGCCUAAAUAAGCCAGUUCAGUUUCCAGAUAGACAGGUACACUGUCAUCUAUUCUUCUAUCCAAGACUGUGACACAAUUAAUCAGUGAUGGCCAUGUGUCUUAAAAGUGCAGAAAUUGCAUAGGGAAAGUCUCUCCUCUUGACCUCCAUGCCCAUUAUCCUGAUAUAAUUCAGGAGAUCCUAUGGAAAAGGAAAAUUUUAUAAAUUCUUAUUACAAAAUGAAAGUGGAAAGUACAAGUUCUUUAUUGUUCAGAAAUUUUAUAAUAGAAAUGAAUACAGCUUAAAGUGAAAUAUAGAUUACAAAUAGAAGACAAAUCAUAUGUUUAAAACAUAAAUAUACUUACAUGAGGAUAGCAGUAGGUCUAAGCCUGAGCAAAUACAUAAUCCAAACAUAGUUUCUGGUGUGAUAAUAAAAGCAAAAAUGUUACUUUAACAUUCACCAUACUGUGGAGGUAACAUCGGAUUCUUGAGUGGUUAUGGCACUGGAAAAGUUCCACUGGGAAUGCUGAAUCUAGAAAGACUUGGUUUGGGAAAGAUUAUGGUCCUAGCAACAGUUUAUGUCUGCCUAAGGACCAAUCUAUCUAACUCUGGUCCUGGUAAUGUAUGUUAAAGGAACCAGAGUGGGUAAUUUGAUGAAAUUAAAUGCUGAUAGAUACAUGGAGAAAUAGGCCUAAUAUUACAUUGCUAGAGCAACUGUGAAUUGUGUUUUAGAAAACAAGAUGGAAAUAUACAUUAAGUGCUGUAAAACCAUUCAUGCUCAUUUACCUAGGAAUCCAAUUACUAGGAUUCGACAUUAUUAAGAGGACAGGAAGCUGUGUGAAAAGCUGUAUUAAAAUAUUAGUGGAAGCUUUGUUAGUAAUUACAAAAGAAUUGGAAAUAAAACAAAUGCAGUGAUUGGGAGAAAUGUUUGAAUAGAUUAGAUUAUUUUAAUGUAAUAGUUUAUAUUAUGUUAUUAGAAAUGACAGAUAUUGAAAAUAUUAAGAAAAUAAGGGAAAUAGAUGAAAAGAUGAAAAGAGAAUAAUAUAAUUCAUUAUAUGAUAAAAUUUCUUUUAAAUCUACAAAAUCAGUUUUGAUGGAUAGCUGAUACUUGGUUGAAGAUCCAACUCUCCUGCCUUUCUGAAUAUCAUGUUCCAUGCCUUACGGUUGUUCAGUGUGGAAAUUUCAAGGUCUUGUGUGACACUGAUUGGCAUUUCUUUAUACCUAAUUGUCUUUUUCUGGCUUCUUGUAAGCUUUUUUCUUUUGCUUGAAAGCUUUCUAAUUUGGCAAUUACAUUCUUGGGAGUUGUCUUUUGGGGGGUUUAGUUUAGAGGGUGUUCUGUGAACUCGUUCAAUGCCUAUAUUUCCCCCUUGUUCUAGAAUCUCUGGGCAGUUUUCUUGGAUGAUAUCUUGUAUUAUGAUAUCAAGACUACUGUUUAUUAUUGGCUUCUCUGGUGGACCAAUGAUUCUCAGAUUGUGUCUCCUUCCUCUUUUCCAUGUCUGUCACCUUGUCAGUGAGAUAUUUUAUGUUUUCUUCUAAUUCCUGAAUUUUUUGACUUUGCUUUAUUAAUUCUUGCUGUUUUGCAAGAUCAUUGGUUUCCAGUUGCUCAGUUCUGGACCUUAAGGCUUGAUUUUCUUCUUUGAUCUUUUGGCAUUCAGCUGUAAUUUUUUGGUUCUCUAAUAUAAUUUUUUGGUUUUCUUUUUGAACCAUUUCCCACUUCUCUUUCCAGAGGGCUUCCAUCUUUCUGAUAAUAAGCUCCAUUUCAGACUCUUCCCGGGUUUGUGGACAAUUUUCAUUUUUUUUUUUUGUUUUGCCUGUGUUUCACUUUUGUCCAGUAUUUCCUAUGUACCUUGGGUUUUUCCUCCAUAGAAAGUUUCGAGGGUGACAGUCUUCUUUUUUGAUUUCUUGCUGGGAUUUUGAGGCUCCUGUGCACAGUUAGCCAUUUUUUUCUGGAUGUUUUCACUUCCCUCUUUAGUCAGAAAUCAGAGUCUGCUGAGCAGGGUUUUUUUGGUGUAGGGAGUUAAUGAGCCGGGUCUUGGUUUUCCUCAGUCCUUUGCAGCUUUUCUUGGUGCCUUCCUCCAGGGGGAGCUCAGUGUCUGCUCUCUCUCACCCGCCUGAUUUUCUGGUUUAGUUACUUUUGGGGGUGGGUCCCCAGCAGACCUGGUUAAUUCCCAAGGACCCUAAAAAUGGUCCCUAUUCGUUCCAGAGGGAUUCCUGUCUCACUCCCUGACUCUGGUGGGCGCAAUGGGCUCUGCGCACCUGAAAUCUCUCUCUCAUGUCUUGAGUUUUUCUGCCUAGCUGCCUUUGGGGGGGGGGGUCCCCCUGCUCUCUUGCUGUCCUAGUCAACUCACAAGGGCACAGAAGUACCCACUCCUUGCUUCAGAGGCACUCUUUGCUUGUUUGUCUCGGCGUGCGCUGGCCACGGCUCUGGCCCUAUAGGUGGGGGUGGGGCAGGCUGGAUCCUCUUGCGUUUGCCUUUGGGAAAAGUGGAAGACAGUGUGGGAGAGAUUAGGUUUGGAUCAACACCUCACACCCUACACCAAGAUAAACUCAGAAUGGGUGAAUGACUUGAACAUAAAGGAAACUAUAAGUAAAUUAGGUGAACACAGAAUAGUAUACAUGUCAGAUCUGUGGGAAGGGAAAGACUUUAAAACCAAGCAAGACAUAGAAAGAGUCACAAAAUGUAAAACAAACCAUUUUGAUUAUAUCAAAUUAAAAAGAUUUUGUACAAACUAAACCAAUGUAACCAAAAUGAGAAGGGAGGCAACAAAUUGGGAAAUAAUUUUCUUAACAAAAACCUCUGAAAAAGGUAUAAUUACUCAAAUUUAUAGAGCUAAAUCAAUUGUCCAAAAAAUCAAGCCAUCCUCCAAUUGAUAAAUUGGCAAGGGAAAUGAAUAGGCAGUUUUCAGCCAAAGAAAUCAAAACUAUUAAUAAGCACAUAAAAAAGUGUUCUACAUCUCUUAUAAUCAGAGAGAUGCAAAUCAAAACAACUCUGAGGUAUCACCUCACACCUAGCAGAUUGGCCAACAUGAGAGCAAAGGAAAGUAAUGAAUGCUGGAGGGGAUGUGGCAAAGUAGGGACACUAAUUCAUUGCUGGUGGAUUUGUGAAUUAAUCCAACCAUUCUGGAGGGCAAUUUGGAACUAUGCCCAAAGGGCGAUAAAAGACUGUCUGCCCUUUGAUCCAGCCAUAGCACUGCUGGGUUUGUACCCCAAAGAGAUAAUAAGGGAAAAGACUUGUACAAGAAUAUUCGUAGCUGUGCUCUUUGUGGUAGCAAAAAAACUGGAAAAUGAGGAGGAUGCCCUUCAAUUGGGGAAUGGCUGAAUAAAUUAUGGUAUAUAUUGGUGAUGGAAUACUAUUGUGCUCAAAGGAAUAAUAAAAUGGAGGAAUUCCAUGGAGACUGGAACAACCUCCAGGAAGUGAUACCGAGUGAAAGGAGCAGAACCAGGAAAACAUUGUACACUGUGGAACCAUCAACCGUAAUGCACUUCUCCAUUAGUGUCAAUGCAACGUCCCUGAACAAUCUGCAGGCAUCUAGGAGAAUAAACAUCAUCCAUAAACAGAGGACAAUCUGUGGGAGUAAAAACACCGGGGAAAAGCAACUGCUGGACUACAGGGGUUAAGGGGACAUGUCUGAGGAGAGACUCUAAAUGAACACCCUAAUGCAAAUACCAACAACAUGGAAAUGGGUUCGAAUCAAGGACAUAUGUGAUAACCCAGUGGAAUUAUGCGUUGGCUAUAGGAGGGGUGGCGAGAGGCGCGGAGGAAAAGAAAAUUAUUUUUGUUUCCAAGGAAUAAUGUUUGAAAUGAAGAAAUAAAAUGUUUAAAAGUAAAAAAAAAAAGCUUCAAAAUUAAGAGAAAAAAGUAUCAAAGUAAAACAAAUUCAAUGGGAAGUCAGAAGCAGAGAAUGUUUUUUUGUUAACACAUACAUAAAAUGUAUGUGUUUGAAACAAAUUAUAAACAUUGUGAAAUUUGCCAUUUUGUACAUACUUGCUUUUUCAUUUAUUUAAAUUUUGUUGUUGGUGGUAUAUGAUUGAAAAAAUGGGGGGAAAGUGUGUACCAUCUGUUUUCCAUGGAGCAGUUUGAUAACAUAAAUGAACUCUUCCAGGUAGCAUAGUUUUACCAGAUCUGGCCACUCUCUUGUCAGUUAUCGAAUCUGCCUCUAAACUCAUUCUUUUGACCUUUGGUUCUGGAGGUUCUAGAGUCCCUAGGCUAUGUUUAGAUCAUUUGUUUUUUGUAAAUGAAUUCUUGUUGAAAAUUAAUACUGAAUUAUGAUGUUUUUGUGGAAUAAUUUCCUCUUUAUCCCCCCACCCAAGUACCAAACCCCAAUCUUUCAGUCUGUCCCCUCCCAAGGCCAUGGAAAUACGUUGAAACCUGCUUUGUUUUUUUAAGAUAAAACAACUAAGAGCAGGGUUGGCAAGCCAUAGUGAGUCUUGAACCAUUUUGAGAGAAUGCUAGGCCAGCCACAAGGCCGAAUAAAGUUUGAACUGGUAGCUUUCUUGUAUGGACAAAGCCCUGCUUCUCCUGUAAUGAAAUAAUGAGGGAGCAGCAGUUGAAGUCUCUAAGUCCCCUCUUCAUUGGCCAUUUAUGAAUCAGUGAUCUCUUGGAAUGUACAGGGAAAGGACUGAGUGGUUGACCGAAGGAGAUAGAUAGAUAGAUAGAUAGAUAGAUAGAUAGAUAGAUAGAUAGAUAGAUAGAUAGAUAGAUAGAUAGAUAGAUAUGGGGAGUGAGAGAGAGAGAGAGAAGAGGUGGGGGUGAGGAGAGGGAGAGACCUAUGCUAGAGGAGAGAAAUGUCUUUUUUACAAACUCUUAGAUUGUGGAGAGAGUAAACGGACCACAUUAGAAUGUCUUGAUCAGUCAAUUAAUUAAUUUAAAAUGAAGGAAUUCAGUCUCUGCAGAAUUUCAAUCAUUACAUUGUCAGUGUCUUUCUUAUGAAUAAGCUCAUCCCUAACCUUAUUUAAUAAAACAUAUUUUUAAUUUUAAAAAAAUUUCUCCUUUUCUCAUCAUAAUUACUUUUCUUUCAAUGUAUUUAAAUAUUAAAAAUGAAUGAAUAGAUGUCAUUCACAUGAAAUUAAUCACACGGAAAAGACAUCAAAUGUAAAAUAUUUUGGCUAAGACACAUCAAACCCAGUGUUUCCUCAAAUCCUCAAUAUGACACUGGAUAUCUCUUCUUCACUUGGAUGGAGACAGUCUGAUCCCAUGUAGAAAACAGAUUAUGUGACUUUUUUCAGUAAAGGAAAUAUGGUGAUUUGUAGCCUUCAGGAAAGUCUCUACCCAAUCCCUCUGCUCCUAAUGAGAAUAACAGGCAUGCUCAGAAAAGCUAUGAAUAUUAAAUUAUGUUCCCUUAAGGUAGAGUGAACUUAUUAAAGCACAUGUGACAUGACACAGGAGGGGUAAAUAUGACUAGAGGAGAACAUAUUAUAGGUGUGUUGGGAAGUUGUACACCUCCACUACCAGUGGAGAAAGGAGGGAGGACUCUGUGGCCAGGUAUGUGGAAUAAAAGCUUGCUGUGCCAAUCCAGGUAUGUGCCUACUUGUUGGAGACCUGCUCUUGCAAGAACAUCUUAAUAAAAUACCUUCCUUCUUCACUGUGGUUUUCCAUUGAGUUCUUCAUAAGACUAUUGUUUCUUACAAUCCAGAUAUAAGUAUUUCAACUUUUUUGGAAAUUAAGUAGGAAAUUCCUUUUUCUUUAUUCUUUCCUUAUUAAUGAUUAGUAAUGUUUUUUACCCAGAAUACACCAUACUUGCCACCUUCUCACAAACUCAUUACAAAAUGCUCUUACCAGAUCAAUUCUGACAUUUGUGAUGAGGAAGAAUUUCAGAUCAUCUCUCUUUCUCCUCCAUAGAAUCUCAUACUUUACAUACCAUCUCCCUGAUUCCAUACGGAGAAACAUUUCAAAGUAAGACCCUUCUCCAGGUUUUACUAUUCCAACAUGAUUCUCACUUCAGAUACAAAUGCUUUUCUCAGUAUUCCAUUAGGCUCUGAAUGACUGCUCUCCAGUGCUAGCUCUGAUGCUAUUCAAGGUUAAAAGUUUGGGGUAAAUCCUUUGUGUGCUUCAGUUUCCUCCUAUGUGUUGAUGAGGGUUGAUGAUUUCUGAAGUCUCAGCUCUAAAUCUCAUGACUUUUGCUGAUUUAGGAGUCAGUAACGUUCCAGGAUGUGACAGUGGACUUCACCCAGGAAGAGUGGUGCAUGUUGGACCCUUCUCAGAAAAAGCUGUACAGGGAGGUCAUGCUGGAGAAUGUGCAGAAUCUGCUCUCUGGCUGCCAGUUCCCAGAGAAAAUUUGAUAUCCAGUUGUCAGCAAGGGGACUCACCGUGGUUGUUAGAACAAAAAGGCACAAGGAUCUUCUGUGCAGAUGCAGAGACCAGUUUUGAAGUGAAGGAGAUAACUACAAAGCCGAGCCUUGUUGUGAAAAGAUCUGGUAAGCAAGGAUUUAUGAAUGCGGAUCCCUAUGACUUAAUUUUGAGAGAAAGCUAUGAAUCUAAUAUCAAAGUAAAUAAAAAUCCAAAUAGUGACAGUGAAUUUUAUGGAAUUGCAAAGAAAUUCACACAAUAUUCAAUGCUAAAUCAAAAUAAGAAAAUGACCUCUGGAAAUGAGUAUCAUCAGAAUAAUGAAUACAACAAGUACUUCCCUGAAAAAGAACUCCUUCGAUCCUAUAUGAAACCUCCAGAAAUAUUCAUAUAUCAAGAUUAUCCAGAGGAAAUGGCCUUCACUUGGAGUUCCAGCCUCAUUAAACAUCCAAAAAGUAAUCCUGGAGAGAAGUUUUCUGUGAGUAGUAAAGAUGGGAAGGCCUUCUGUCAGAAUUCUGAAUGUGCACAAGAUCAGAUGAUCCACACUGAAGAGAAACUUUGUGAAUGUAAAGAAUGUGAAAAGGCUUUUAAGCGAAGGGAUCAUCUUAUUGAAAAUCAAAGAAUCCACAGUGGACAGAAACCUUAUGAAUGUAAACAGUGUGGAAAGAUUUUCACACAGAAGGGCUAUCUUGUUAAACAUCAUAGAAUCCACACUGGAGAGAAACCUUAUGAAUGUAAGCAUUGUGGAAAGGCUUUCACACAGAGGGGAAAUCUUGCUGAACAUCAAAGAAUCCACACUGGAGAGAAACCUUAUGAAUGUAAGCAUUGUGGAAAGGCUUUCACACAGAGGGGCAAUCUUGCUGAACAUCAAAGAAUCCACAUUGGAGAGAAACCCUAUGAUUGUAAAGAAUGUGGGAAGUCUUUCACAUUGAAUUCACAACUUGCUAAACAUCAGAGAAUUCACACUGGAACAAAACCAUAUGAAUGUAAACAGUGCGGUAAAGCUUUCACAUGGAGAAACGGUCUUGUUGUACAUCAGAGAAUCCACACGGGAGAGAAACCGUAUGCAUGUAAACAGUGUGGAAAAGCUUUCACAGCUAGCUACAGUCUUUCUAUACAUCAGAGAAUCCACACUGGAGAGAAACCUUAUGAAUGUAAACAGUGUGGAAAGACCUUUACACAGAGCUCUGGUCUUACUGAACAUUAUAGAAUUCACACUGGAGAGAAACCUUACGGAUGUAAACAGUGUGGAAAGUCUUUCACAACUAGCUAUGGUCUUGGUGCACAUCGGAGAAUCCACACUGGAGAGAAACCUUAUGAAUGUAAGCAAUGUGGAAAGGCUUUCACACAGAGAGGCAAUCUUGCUGAACAUCAAAGAAUCCACACUGGAGAGAAACCCUAUGAUUGUAAGGAAUGUGGGAAGUCUUUCACAUUGAACUCACAACUUGCUAAACAUCAGAGAAUUCACACUGGAACAAAACCAUAUGAAUGUAAACAGUGCGGUAAAGCUUUCACAUGGAGAAACAGUCUUGCUGUACAUCAGAGAAUCCACACGGGAGAGAAACCUUAUGCAUGUAAACAGUGUGGAAAAGCUUUCACAGCUAGCUACAGUCUUUCUAUUCAUCAGAGAAUCCACACUGGAGAGAAACCUUAUGAAUGUAAACAGUGUGGAAAGACCUUCACACAGAGCUCUGGUCUUACUGAACAUCAUAGAAUGCACACUGGAGAGAAACCUUACGAAUGUAAACAGUGUGGAAAGUCUUUUACGACUAGCUAUAGUCUUGCUACACAUCAGAGAAUCCACACUGGAGAGAAACCUUAUAACUGUAAAGAAUGUGGAAAGUUGUUCACAUUUAGCUCACAACUUGCAACACAUCAGAGAAUUCACACUGGAAUGAAACCAUAUGAAUGUAAACAAUGUAGAAAAUCAUUCACAUUUAGCUCGCAACUUGCUACACAUCAGAGAAUCCACACUGGAGAGAAACCUUAUGAAUGUAAACAGUGUGGAAAGGCUUUUACAACUAGGUACAGUCUUGCUGUACAUCAGAGAAUCCAUGCUGGAGAGAAACCUUAUGACUGUAAAGAAUGUGGAAAGUCUUUCACAUUUAGCUCACACCUUGCUACACAUCAGAGAAUUCACACUGGAACAAAACCAUAUGAAUGUAAACAAUGUGGAAAGUCUUUUACACGGAAAGAUGGUCUUGUUGUACAUCAGAGAAUCCACACUGGAGAGAAACCUUAUGAAUGUAAACAAUGUGGAAAGGCUUUUAAAACAAGCGGCCAUCUUGCCAAACACCAGAGAAUGCAUACUGGAGAAAAACUAUGACUGUAGUCAGUUUGGAAAUGCUUUCACAUAUAUGUCCAUACCUGCUAAAUGGCAGAAAAAUCCACACUGUGAAAAAACUUUACAAUGGUCAUGUAUGAACCUGAGCUUUUAGUUGCUAUUCAUAGCUUAUUUAAGAAUAAUCUAUUUAGAUUUCCAAAAAGUCAAAAUCUCUAAGCCAGAUAAUUAGUUUUACUGGGAGAGGGCCUAAUCCUCCAAUAAAGCUGGACUCCUGAUUAAUAUUGGAAGACCCCAAGCAAUGUGAUAGACCUACUUUUAUAACCUCAAGAAACAGUCAAGUUUUCCUUAAAAGUUCAAAGAAAAGUGUAAGACUAGUCAUACCCUUCAAAGGAUGAGGACACCCAGCAACACUGUUCAUUAGCUAGUUCAACUAGGAAGCAACCCUUAUUUGUCCAUAGUUAGAUCAGCUAAGUAGAGCUUUUGACCAUGAUCUAAGAGUCAUUUGAUGAUUAUUGGGGGACAAGGAUGUUCUCGGCCUACUCCGGAUAAGGAUGGGUGGUAAUGGAUAGCCCCAUGUCUGUUUAUGAAACUAAAGUCAAAGCAAAUGAUGACUCAUACCUGAGCACAAGUUAGGUUCAUGAUACAUCAACUCAAAAGGGUGGGGCUAACUAAGGCCUAAGUUAAAACCGUUUAAAAGCUUUACUAAAAUAUAGGUGAAAAACCCUUCUAAAAUCACGACAAUACUAAUUAUCGUUGAACUAUAAUUAUGAUUAUCUGAAAGCUAUUACUAACAUUAAAAUCUAAUCAUGUAUAAGAGGGUAGGGGUAUUUUCUCACUCACAGAAGAGAAUUCACAUGGGAGAGAAAUCUUAGGAGUAUAAGUAAUGUAGUAAAGACUUCAGGAAAUAACCACUUCAUUCCCAUUCCCUAGAAUUCCUAUUAAUUUGAAAUAUUAGCACUCAUGAAUGAGGAAAGACAUUCAAAAGGCAUUCAGAGCUUGCUAAAUAUGAGAAAAUGUCUUCUGAUUUGGCAUAUAUGGAUUCCCUGUGGGAAGACUUUCAUCCAGAGAUAAUCUCUUACAUGGUGCAGAGAAGUCUAAUGAAUGUGCUCAAGGGGAAUGUGUUUUUCUCUGGGAGAGGGUGAUGAUUAUUAAUUAGAGAAAUACAAAUUAAAACAGCUCUGGGGUAGCACCUCACUCCUAUCAUGUUGGCUAUUAUGACAGAAAAGGGAAAUGAGAAAAUAUGUGGGAAAUGUGGGAAAAUUGAGACACUAAUGAACUGUUGAGGUAAUUCUGAUCUGAUUCAACCAUUUAAUUUAAUUUAUUUGUUUAUUUUUCGUGAUAUUAGCCACUUGAUUUCCCUCCAUCCCCUCAACUCGCCCUUCCCACAGCCAACAUGCAGUUUCAUUGGGUAUUACUUGUGUCCUUGAUCAGAACCUAUUUCCAUGUUGUUGUUUGCACUAGGAUGUUCAUUGAUUCCACAUUUUAGAGAGAGCAAUUUGGAAGUAUUCUUAAAAGGCUAUAAAAGUCUCCAUACCCUUGAACCCACAAUACCAUUACUAUGUUUAUAUCCCAAAGCAAUAAAAAACAAAAAGGAAAAAGGACCUAUUUGAAGAAAAACAGAAGCAGCAGCUUUUUGUGGUGGCAAAGAAAUGGAAAAUGAAGAGAAACCCAUCAAUUGGAAAAUGGCUGAAUAAAUUGUGUUAUAUGAUUGUACUGGAAUACUAUUGUGAUAUGAUUCAUGAGAAGCCAGAGGAGAUCAGAGAAACCAGGAAAGACUUCCAUGAACUGAUGCAGAGUGAUGUAAGCUAUAAUACUUAAAAUAGUGGAAGACAUAAACUGUAAUAGAUAUAAGAGUGGUUGUUAAAAUUGUGACCGCAGAAAAUAUGUUUUCAAGACAGUGUCUUGUUUUAAAUCAAACAUAAGGUGGUCGCCAGGGAAAUAUUCCCAAUUAUGAAAUAUACCCAAGUCAGCUGGGUUUUAUAGAGAUUUUAAUUAAUACAAAUGUGGAAUUAAAGAAAAGGAGAGAAAGAGAGAAAAGGGGAAUAAUGAGAAAAGGAUAGGUCUGCUAAGGGCAGCCCUGGCCAACCCAGGCCUAAGCCGCCAGAGAAAAGAUCAGUCAGUCCUUAUUCACUCACCACAAGAUUUGUCCAACCAAGGAUUCUAGUGACACCAGGCCAGCUUCAUCUCAGCUGACUCCACCAGCUAAAUCCUGAAUGUGAAUGUGAAUGAGAAUCUCCUCCUCAGCUCCCUUUCUGAACCAUGUGAUCAAUCAUAUGUUUUCCUUCUGUGUUUCUACUCCCACAGUUCGUUCUCUGGAUAUGGAUAGCAUUCUUUCUCCUAAGAUCCUCUGGAUUGUCCUAGAUCAUUGCAUUGCUACAUAGAAAAGUCUAUUACAUUUGAUUGUGCUACAAUGUAUCAGUCUCUGUUUACAAUGUUCUCCUGGUCCUCAUUUCGCUCUGUAUCAGUUCAUAGAGGUCGUUCCAGUUCACAUAGAAUCCCUCCAGUUCAUUAUUCCUCUCAGCACAGUUUAGUAUUUCAUCACCAUCAGUUACCACAAUUUGUUCAGCCAUUCUCCAAUCAAGGGACACCCCUUCAUUUUUCAAUUUUUUGCCACUUUAAAGAGAGUGGUUAUAUUUUUACACAGACAUAUUUCUUUAUUAUCUCUUUGGGGAACAGACCCAGCAAUGGUAUGGCUGAGUCAAAGAGCAGGCAGUCUUUUAAAGCCCUUUGCACAUAAUUCUGAAUUGCCUUCCAGAAUGAUUGGAUCAGUUCACAACUCCACCAGCAAUGUCUUAAUGUCCCAAUUUUGCCACAUGCCCUCCAACAUUUAUUAUUUUUCUUUGUUGUCAUAUUGACCAAUCUGCUGGGUGUGAGGAAAAGAGACCAUACCAAAGGUGGGCUGGGAGGUAAGAGGGGCCUGGAUUAAGAAGAGUAGCCUCCUCACAGGCAGAAUGGGAAGACAAGAGGGUGUUUUUCUUGCUAGAUGUAACUAGAUUUAGAAGGAAGAGCUGAAGGAGUCAAGCCAGAAUAGUCUGAAUCUAAAGAUGUAAUAACCUCUUGGCUCAAGGACAAUGAUGGCAUCGUGUUAGGGGUUUUCAUCAACCAAACUACUUUCAGGGGUGGUGGAUUUGGUUGACUUGUGUGAAUAAGGGGAUGACCAAGAGCAAAGAGAAAUCUGAAGUUUGAAGAGAUGCUUCAGAUGAAGAGCAAAUGGAAUCUUUACAAGACCUGUGGGGAAAGGGAGAGAGUUCCAUCCAAGUUCAAAAGCAGUUGGAGCCAAAGAGAAAAAAUCUUUUUGUCUGGGACUCUUGAUCUGGGUGGAAGAAGUACCAAUCUCAGAAUCCUUUUGCUUGAAUUGAAUGAAGAUCACAGUUAUCUACUGAAGCUAAUUUUGGGAUAAAGACUCUUUCCCUUAGGGGAACUCAGAGCUUAGCCCUGAAGAAUUUUCCUUGAUCAAAUCCUCAAGAGUUCUAUUAGGAAAGAAGUAUUAGGAACUUUCCUCUUUUUUCAACAACCCUACACUCCAAUAAAUUAGAGCUAUGCCAGAGAUUGAUUCAGAGUUUAUGUAGUAGGAGGGGAAUUUUAAUCUAUCAAUUCAGAAGGAGGCUGUGGGAGAACAGUCUUAGUCUAGACUGUCUGACUCCAUUGAUAACAAACCGAGCUCAGUGAAAGAAAGAGGAAGUGCCACAUAGAAUUCAAUCCCCCAACAGCUGUUCCGUGAUUCCUUCCCUUUUCUAAGACCCCCUCUCUAUUAAACUUGUGAAGAUGAUAUACCUAUAAUAGCCAAUAGGUAUACCCUUUAGAAUUCUUAUAGCCAAUUGCCACUUUUAGUUAUUUCACAUGAACCAGAUCUUGGCCAGCUAAAGGAUUUUACUACUCAUGCUUUACACAAUCUCCUUGCUUCCUUCUUUGACAUACCAUGUUCUUUUGGGAAAUUAGGAUCAUCCCAUGAAUUUAAUAGUUUGUUCAGGGGUGAACAUGGAGGAAUCUUUCCUGAUUUCUUUUGAUUUGUUGCAGUAUUUCGCACAAUGUCUAGUCCUUUGACCCUGAGUUUAGAAAAAAAGUCUAGUCUAGUCUUUCUGUCUAAAUCUAUUUAGGAAAAUCCCUGGGCCUUUUUGCCCUAUCUGAGUGAGGCUUCUGCUCUAGCUGCUACUGCUGAAGAGUUUAGUUGCUGUGGUACAAGUCUGUUACUGUAAGGGGCUGUUUUGGCUAUUUCUGAAUGGGCAAUUCAAACAGUGAAAGGAUCCCAAAACAUUGGGAAAAAAACUUGAGACACAACUUCCUUCCAUUUUAUUGUAUAAAACAACCAAGCUAGAGUAGGAGCAAAUAAGAACCCAAUUCAAGCAGUAGUAAUUGUUGCCAGGCAAUAGUGCCAAUAAUAAAUAUAUAUCAAUUAUUAUUGUUGUGUGAUGAUGUUUGAAAUAAUGAAGCCCUGAAUUAGCAUACUUCAUUAAUAUUGUGUAGAAUUAGUUUGGCUUAAUUGGGUUAUCUUUGGUUUUAUUAUUUGUUUUUAUUCCAUUUAAUUCAAUAGUAUUUUUAAUUAUUAAUAAUUCUUUAAUUUAAUUCACUUGAUUUAAUCAGGUUAAUGUAUUCAAUUAUAUUUGAUUCUAUUAAAACCUUUAAUUGCCUAUA
This is a messenger RNA of Monodelphis domestica (gray short-tailed opossum), 16038 nucleotides long. The record is from RefSeq and is a predicted model, not a curated record. NCBI's taxonomy places the organism in Eukaryota, Metazoa, Chordata, Mammalia, Didelphimorphia, Didelphidae.